AUGAGUUUUUCAGAAAAAAGAAAAAAUCCAAAAUUUAAAAGGCAAAAAAAACGAUGUUCAGAGGAUAUGGCAUCCGCAACAGAAAAACAUAAAGUCCAAAAAAUUCAUUGGGAUAAAUAUAGCGAAAAGGAUUCAUCGGAUGGUGAAACACAUAUAAAUCCUCCAAAUUUGUCCAAAGUUGUUGAUUUAACGGCUUUUCCAGAAAAAAAAAACAUUAUACAAUCUGCAGAUACUUUUAAAAAACUAACGGUUAAAAAUUUUCGAAAAACAUCUUUAGAAUCACAAGAAAAAUACUAUAAUGAUAUCCUCCAACGUCUUGAUACUACUCUUUUAAAUAUUUUUGAAAAUAGGAAAAUUGAAUGGAGCCUUCAGGAACUUUAUAAAGGCGUUGAAAAUUUAUGUAAAGCUUUUAACCAUUCUAAUCAUGAAGACCCUUGGGCUAUAAAAUGCUACCGCCUUUUGGAAUCUAGAUCAAGAGAGUCAAUCAAAUUGUUAUUAUCUAAUAUUCUGGAAAAGAUUACAUCAUAUGCACAUGUAGAAGGUGACAUUGUCAGGAUUAUAAUUGAUGAGGGUUGGAAAAUUUGGAUUGAGCAAAUUUCUAUGAUUAGAAGUAUUUUUUUUUAUUUCGAUCGUACAUUUCUACUUAUUACACCUGGAUUGUCAUCCAUAUGGGAUACUGGAGUAAGUUUAUUUCGUGAACAUCUUUUUAUGGAUUUAUCUAUAAACGAUCUUUUUUUCUCCGAUAUUUUUACUAUAAUUGCAACUAUUCGAUCAUAUUCUUUAGAUUUCAUGAAAGCACCUAAUAUUAUUUUGUUACAAUCUUCUAUAAAAAUGAUAAGUUCUUUAAACCUUUAUGGAUCUCUAUUUGAGCCAAAGUUUAUACAAGCUACUGAAAUAUAUUAUAGUAAUGAAGCAUUAAGAUCUAUAGAAAGUGGAUUUCCGGAUGAAUAUUUGUCUUAUAUUAAAAAAACGCUAAAUAAAGAAGAGAAUUUUUGUAGUGAAUUUUUUUUAGAACAAACAAAAUCAAAAGUUAUUCAUGUUAUUAAAACUCAAUUAAUCGAAAAUCAUUCUGAACAUAUAAUUAAUAUAAGCUUUGAGGAAUUGAUUGUUAAAGAAAAAGUUGAAUCUUUAAAAGACUUAUAUAUGUUAUUAAGACUUAUUAAUAAAGUAGAUUUAAUUAAAUUUCAUUGGGCAGAGUAUAUUAAAAAAACUUGUAAAACUUUAAUAUUAGAUCCUAAUGAUGACUCAUCAAUAAUACCUUCACUUUUAAAGUUUCAUUCUACUUUAAAUUCUAUUAUUUUUGAAUGUUUUUCAUCAAAUGAGUCGUUUAUUCAGACACUUCGAGAGUGUUUAGAAUUUUUUAUUAACAGUUCUAUCAAUAAUCCAUCUGAAUUAUUAGCUAAACACAUUGAUAACAUAUUACGCACUGGUAAUAAGUCUUUUGAUGAAAAAUCUCUCGAAAAAGAAAUGGAUAAAGUAUUAGAGCUUUUUAGGUUUAUACAGGGAAAAGAUACUUUUGAAGCAUUUUAUAAAAAAGAUCUUGCCAAAAGAUUAUUACUCAAUAAAAGCGCAAGUGCUGAUGCAGAAAAAACUAUGUUAAUGAAACUUAAAACAGAGUGCGGAUCAGGAUUUACACAAAAGCUGGAAGGAAUGUUUAAAGAUAUAGAUAUUUCAAAAAAUUUUAUGAUCUCUUAUAAGAAUUCGAAAUUUGCUCAGGAAAAUUCAUCAAAUUUAAAUUUAUAUGUAAAUAUUCUUUCACAAGCGUUUUGGCCUCCCUAUCCUAAUAUUUCUAUAAAUUUGCCAGAGAAAAUGAUGAAUGAGUUAAAUUUAUUUUCGUCUUUUUAUUUUUCUAAACAAAGUGGUAAAAAAUUAACAUGGAGACAUAACUUGGGACAUUGUAUUAUUAAAGCUGAUUUUCCAAAAGGUAAAAAAGAAUUAAAUGUUAGCUUAUUUCAAGGAGUAGUUAUACUUUUAUUUAACAAUAUCCCUGAUAAUGAAACAUUAUCAUAUAAUGAAAUAAAAAAUUCUACAAAUUUAAAAGAUAAAGAAUUGAUUCGGACAUUACAAUCAUUGGCAUGUGGUAAAGUUAAAAUACUUUUAAAAAUUCCAAAAGGAAAAAAUAUAAAUACUACAGACCUAUUCAUGGUUAAUCUUUCAUUUUCAGAAAAAUUGUUUAAAAUUAAGAUUAACCAAGUUCAAAUAAAAGAAACAUCAGAAGAAAACAAAAUCAUUCAUAAAAAUAUACAGAAAGACCGAGCAUUUGAAACCCAAGCAACAAUUGUCCGAAUAAUGAAAGUAAAAAAAAAGUGUAAUCAUACAGAAUUGGUUCAAACAACUAUAAAUGUAUUAAAACAAAGAGGUAUUACAUCAGUUGAAGAAGUAGAGUUAGCUAUUGAAAAACUUUUGGAAAAGGAAUACAUAGAAAAAGAAGGAAGCCCUAGUAUAUAUAAUUAUCUUGCAUAA
Molecule: messenger RNA, 2463 nt
Organism: Pneumocystis jirovecii RU7
Lineage: Eukaryota; Fungi; Ascomycota; Pneumocystomycetes; Pneumocystales; Pneumocystaceae
Exons: 6
Coding region: 1-2463 (820 amino acids)
Biological process (GO): protein ubiquitination; ubiquitin-dependent protein catabolic process; DNA damage response
Cellular component (GO): Cul4-RING E3 ubiquitin ligase complex
Molecular function (GO): ubiquitin protein ligase binding
Source: RefSeq, a predicted model, not a curated record